Molecule: messenger RNA, 4870 nt
Organism: Orcinus orca (killer whale)
Lineage: Eukaryota; Metazoa; Chordata; Mammalia; Artiodactyla; Delphinidae
Gene: KLHDC4
Product: kelch domain containing 4
Exons: 13
Coding region: 2704-4362 (552 amino acids)
Molecular function (GO): protein binding
Source: RefSeq, a predicted model, not a curated record
CAACUUAAAGAAUCACCAAUAUCUCCAACUAUUUGGGCAAGGAGUUUUACCUUUUUAAAAACAAAUUUAACCUUGGGGACAGAUUUGCAGUUUCGCACGCUGCGUGUUCUCUAGGCUGGCGCCUCGGAAUCUGCGUGCAGGAGAGCUGGCUUUGGGCUGCGUUUGGGUAGGGUUAGGGGACACGGUGGCCGGGAAACAGACGAGCAGUUGCAGGCUCACAGGGCGGCACGCAAGGUCGUUGGCUUCCUCGCAACCUGUUCCCUGACUCGCUGUGAUGUUACGGGUCCGUUUCGAGUUUGCAGUUAACAUACCCAGCAUGGCUCUGUCUUUUGUUGCAUUUCCUGCACUAUUAUCCAGGUUUUGGCGUUUCCCCCUCCCCAGUUUUGGCAUCUCAUGACUUACAGAAUGUCCCUGAUCCUCACGUGGUGGCUCCGAGAUGGGUGAUAAAGAAGAUGGGGCGACGGCAAGGAUGAAGAAACCCUGCACGUGUGAGCCAAGCGGAUGAGUGAAACUACAACGCAGAUCUUUGCUUAAAAUCAGUCAGCAGGAAACUCCCCCCCAUGCUAAGCGUGGAUGUGCGUGGGAGCGAAGAAAGACAGGCUGUGCCUGUAUUUUCCAAAUUUUAAAAGUUAGUGUAUUAAUGACACGCUGAAAAAUACCAUUUAAAGACUGAAGCAGUGCUGUAAUAUGGUAGACUAAGCUAUCUGGACCAGUCCUCCCAUUCAAACUAGAAAAGGAUGGAUAAAUGUUGAAAUGAGUCUUCUUAAAGGCAUCAGAAGGGUCACAAGGAGUAGAGAAUCACCAAAUCGGAGCCUAACGGGAGGUACAUACAGAAAGAAAACUGAGUAGAGGCUGGGCUCCGAGACGGCUUUUGCUUCCGGCAUGGGCAAGUUGCCAUGUUUGACUUGGGUUUGACAGCCUCGAAGGGCAAGGAGAAAGCUCAGCAAAUCCACAGCUGUCCCAGGUGGGGGCUACAGGGCCAUUCCCUGCAGAUGAAGCUGAGGUGCCUGAGCUGUGCCUGAGGAUGAGGGUGCAGCAGAAGUAAGCCUGCUGCCCAGAACGCCGGGAACAGAGAAAGUCACCCCAGUGCCGAGCGGGGUAUGUGGGAAGGCAAGGUCCCUGAGAUACUGUAACCACAUCCAGGCUUUCCUUGGAUUCUCAGCCUCAAUUUACAUCACCUGGGUUGUCCAAAAGAAACUUAAGACACUAAUCUGGACUCAGGAUGUCAUGAGCUGGCAGUGUCCGAGGCUGUCUGGCAGAAGCAAAAGCAAUUACCCUUGGGAAAAAGAUGCUUUCGCUGAAAUCUUUCAAAGGUUAUUCACAAGCAGUUCUUCAAGGAUACGAGCAGCGUCACUGCAGCACGGACUGAUGAACAUACAUUAUUUAAGGACAAGACCAGCUUGAAAACAUCUUCAGGGAACUGAAAGCUAUAAAAGUGAUCCAGCAGAUUUGAGAAAAAUUGAACCUCUGAAAAUUACUCAUCAUAAUAAAAAAUUAUAUGGACAAGUGAGACAGAUGUGAUGGGGCUGAGCAAAGAAUCCAUGAACCAGCAGAUAAACCAGGAGGAAUUAUCUAGAAUGCAGCAUAGAGGGACAAACAGAGGGAGAAUGGAGAAGAGAGGUUAAGAGACCCAGAAGAGAGAGACGAGGGGGCAACAGCAUCCUCUGAAGAGAGGAUGACAGAGAAAUCCCAGACCUGUAAGGCCACCACACACAGCCUCACGAGGACCAGCAAUUCCCAAGCAAAGUGAAUACAAAGAAAUAAAUAUCUAAACAUAUCUUAGUGAAACUAAGAUGAAGGAAAAACCCGCAAAAGCAGGUGGAGAAAAAAUAUUACUCUCCAGAAAGAUCUUUAGAAAAUCUCCAAAUAUCUGGAAACGAAAUAACACACUUCUAAGUAGCCCAAGGGUCAAAGAAGAAAUCAAAAAGGGAAUCAGGAAGUGUCUUGAACUGAAUGAAAAUCAAAAUAACAUAUUAAAAUUUGUAGGAUGCAGCUGAAGCAGAAUUAAAGGGACGUGGAGAGCACUGAAUUCUGAGAUCCCUCAAAUCAAUGAAUUGGAUUAGAAAUAAAUAACAGAAAGAUCUCCAAGUGUUGGGAAAUUAAACAGCACACUUUGACCCCAAAGAGGAGAAAGUUUUGCUUUCAGCCACGAUGGAGCAGAGAGACUGGGUUUCCCCCUUUCCCCUCAGAUGUCUAUUAAACUGGACAAAAUACAUGAAACAAAGGUUUUGAUGUCACUCCCUCCCUUGCCUUCCCUCUUCCCUUUCUCCCCACAUCCUCUCCUUCUGUACUUAUUCCCUGCUUCAUUUCACAGAGCAUUUGAGGAAUGUCAUCAUGUUGAUCUCAUUAGAAGAAAACCUCCUUGAAGCUGGUGUCUGGGUCUUCUGUUUUCUGUCUCAUGUGUCCCGGUACAACAUCCCCGCGUUGUGGUAACCAAUUCAUGUUGUUAAAUGAAAUGAUCGUCAGCCAGUUCAAAACUGUGACCCCACUUUGCAGCACAGAGAAUCUCUUAAAUUUGUAUUUUGCUUUUUACUUUUCUAAGCUUUUUAAAUUUCACUUGAUUCUCUCAAGAGUUCUGUGUAGUAGGUGGGCGGGUUUAAUAUGAUCACUUUCCAGGUGGGAAAGUACAAAGACCCACUGCAUCUAUAGCAUACUUGGGAGAUCUCUCCAAUUACACUGAUUAUUUGUGGUGAGGGUAAUUAGAUGUUAGGUGCAUUGUUAAUAUUUUUUUUCUCUUCUACAUUUCAACUUGAGGACAGCAGAGGGCGCCUGACCACACAAAAGGAGGACCUCGAAGCCCUCAUAGCCCACUUCCAGGCUCUCGAUGCCAGAAAGACUCGGAUCGUGGAGACACCCUGCUCCCCACCUUCUCCAAGGAAGAACGGGAGUGAGGCAGCUCAGCUUCAUUGUCGUGGAGAAACACGGUUAAAUGCCUCACUCUCUGCUCAUCCUGAGAAAGAAGAAUUAAUCCUUUUCGGAGGUGAAUAUUUCAAUGGCCAAAAAACUUUUGUAUACAAUGAACUCUACGUCUACAACAUCAGGAAGGACGCCUGGACUAAAGUCGAAAUCCCCAACCCACCUCCGAGGCGUUGUGCUCACCAGGCUGUGGUGGUGCCCCAGGGCGGCGGACAGCUGUGGAUCUUUGGCGGGGAGUUUGCCUCUCCCGACGGAGAGCACUUCUACCACUACAGGGACCUCUGGGUCCUGCAUUUGGCCACCAGGACGUGGGAGCAAGUCAGAUCACCAGGCGGUCCUUCAGGACGGAGUGGACAUCGGAUGGUGGCCUGGAAGAGACAGUUAAUCCUUUUUGGUGGCUUCCAUGAGAGUACAAGAGAUUACAUCUAUUACAAUGACCUGUAUGCCUUCAACCUGGACGCUUUCACGUGGAGCAGGCUGUCCCCGUCCGGGACUGGGCCCACACCCAGGUCAGGCUGCCAGAUGACCGUCACCGCCCAGGGCAGCAUCGUCAUCUACGGGGGCUACUCGAAGCAGAGAGUCAGGAAAGAUGUGGACAGAGGUACCCAGCACUCCGACAUGUUCCUGCUGAAGGCUGAGGAGGGAAGAGAAGGCAGAUGGGCCUGGACUCGGGUCAACCCUUCCGGAGCCAAGCCCACCCCAAGGUCCGGCUUCUCGGUGGCUGUGGCCCCGAACCAUCAGACGCUGCUGUUUGGGGGUGUGUGUGACGACGAGGAGGACGAGAGCCUGGAGGGCCACUUCCUCAGCGACCUGCACUUCUACGACCCCGUCAGGAACCGCUGGUUCGCGGGGCAGCUGAAGGGGCCCAAGGUGGAGAAGAGGAGGCGCAGGCGGGGCAGAAGAGGGGAGCCCGGGGAUUCCAGCAAGCAGGAACUGAAGGGGACCCGGGCCCAGGAGCCCCUGCAGGUGGCCAGAGAGCUGGUGGCAGAGGACGGGACCACGGCCACCAUCCAGCAGGGGCUCGCUGCCCGGGGCCCUGCGGGACAGCCCGAGUCUGACGACAGCGACGAUGGCCCCAGCGAGGCGGGGGUCCCUGCGGUGGAGCCGAGCGCCCGCUCCAGCGCCAUGCUGGCCGUGAAGCACGGGCGCCUCUACCUCUAUGGGGGCAUGUUUGAGGCUGGCGACCGCCAGGUCACCCUCAGCGACCUGUACUGCCUCGACCUCCACAAGAUGGAGGAGUGGACCGUCCUGGUGGAGAUGGAUCCAGAAUCUCAGGAGUGGCUGGAGGAGACGGACUCGGAGGAGGACAGCGACGAGGUCAAUGGUGCCGAGGGCGGCGGGGAGAGUGAAGAGGACGAGGACAGCGGCGAGGAGGCCAGGGAGCAACGCCCCUCGGCGGCGCCCGGUGAGCCGUUCGCAGACUCCCUGCCCAGGACCAAGCAGUAGUGGGCGAAGCUGGCGUGGACGACGCCGGGCCCCGGAGAGGAGAGCGCUGAGAGCCGCCCGGGCCGUGGCCGCGGCUUUCUCUGAUGACUCGGCCUCAGCCGCACACCCGCCAGAGCCUAGACUGAGGGGGUGGGGUUCCCUGCCCUCAGCGCGCUGCGUGCGGUUUAAAAUAAACUGGACUUGGCAGGGGGCUGCUGCCGCGAGGGUGGUCUUUUGUGCAGCCUCCAGGCCCCGGUGGUUCUGGCGGGGCCUCGGGCUGGGUCGGGCCGAGCUGAUGGUGAGGGGGAGCCGCCUACACGGCAGGCGGCACCUUGAUCAUGAAGUGGAACGCUGCGGGCUUUGCGGGGUUCCCCUCUGCAAAACUAGGAGACGGGUUCUGCCCGCCUGCACGUUCAGCCGACUCCUUCCUUUUUAAAACUGAUCGGUGGCCGCCCACCGCCUCCUGUACGCGUUUUCUCGGUUGUCUGGAGAAUAAAGCCUGUUGUGGGCUGGUCUGCUCGCUCUGCCA